UGCAUAUAUAAAUUUGGUUUAAUAAUAAUCAUCUCAAAAUCUGUGUAUUUUUUUGAUGAUAGAUUCUAAGUUUGCAAAUAUGAAACAUGUGGAGAGUUACAAGAAAUUUAAUUAUUUUAAAAUUUUGAAAAACUAUCCUCCUUCUUUUUCGCAUUCAUCGUCUUCCCCUUUAUCCUCUCCCCAUUGUGUACCUCCGCCUCCCCCGUCGUGUCCUUCGCAACUCCUGGGGUGGCUCCCACUAGGAGAAGCGCGUCGCCAAAUCCGCGCGUCGCUCUACCUCCAGCUUAAGGAUUUUUAAUUUGGGUAAUAUUUCUCUUGUUCCAGUGAAUAUUUCCCUUGUGCCAUGAGUGAUCUUGUUGCGAUUUGAGGGUUUACAGUUGUAUUGGGGGUUUAGGGUGAUCUACCAUCAUGUCUUGCCAGGGUCACGCGCGGGCCUCUAGCGUGAGGGCGGUGAGGUUAAAAAAUUGGGGCAACUCGAGGAAUCUUCCUUCCUCGCACUCAACUUCUGCGACAGUGACUCACGUAGCCGCUUCUCGCGCCUCUUGUGUGAACUUGAUGCCCCUGUCAUCGAAUAUCCGAAGCAGUACGAGGGUUGCCCCCUCUUCCCUCUCUCCCUCCUCCACCACUUCCUCCGCCUCUAUGACACCUGCCUAGCCGACCCCGCUGCCGUGAUCCUGUUUCACUGUGAGCGCGGCGGCUAACCCCUCCUCGCCUUUCUCCUUGCUGCUUUCCUCAUUUUCUGGAAGGUGCAGAGUGGGGAGCGGAAGAUUCUGGAGAUGGUUCACAGGGAGGCACCAAGGGGCUGUUGCAGCUGUGAUGUGAUUAAGAUUAAUAUUCAAUGCUUAGUGCAAGGGGAUGUGGUGUUGGAAUGCGUGCAUUUGGAUUUGGAUUCGGAGAGGGAGGUGAUGAUGUUUCGAGUGAUGUUGAAUACAGCAUUCAUUCAGUCAAACAUUUUGAUGUUGAAUGCUGAGAACUUGGACAUUUUGUGGGAUUCGAAGGAGCGGUAUCCAAAGGGCUUCCGGGCUGAGGUGUAGACCUGUUUUGGUGACUCUGAAUUAUCAAGAUGAUUGAAUUGUCAUUCCGGCGGCAUUCAGAGAAGUACAAGUAUAUUCACCCACCUAGCCAUCGCGUCGAAGAAGAACAAACUUCCCAGACCUCACGCACCAUUAUUAAAAAGAAAAUUUUCAAAUUAAGGA
Vigna angularis (adzuki bean) is the source of this 1196-nucleotide messenger RNA. RefSeq names its product formin-like protein 14. The coding region runs from base 777 to 1034 and encodes 85 amino acids. NCBI's taxonomy places the organism in Eukaryota, Viridiplantae, Streptophyta, Magnoliopsida, Fabales, Fabaceae. The record is from RefSeq and is a predicted model, not a curated record. The transcript has 2 exons.